GGGCCGAAUCGGUAGCUGGGAGAGCGGCGCCAGCUCCAUCCCCCGAGCCUGUGGCGCGGGCCCUGUUCUGCCGCCGUGUUUCUCGGCGGAGUGGAGUCGGCUGCGGGGGAUGCUCCUUCCCGGUUCCGGGCGGGACUGUGCGCGGCGGCCGGGAGCGGCGGGCGGCGGCGGCGGUGGUGGUUGGUGAAGGACAAUUGCAGUAAUGGACUGACUGGUAAAGAUGGAGAGAGGGAGAGGAGGAGGAGGAGCAGGAGGAAGGAGUGUGGGGGGCUCCAACCUGCACAGGAGCAUUUACUCCCAGUCUCAACAGCAGUAUCACUAUCCUGCCUCCUCUCAGGGGGGCUGCAUGGAGAUCCAGGAGCUAGCCUCCAAAAGGGUGGACAUCCAGAAAAAGCGAUUUUAUCUGGAUGUGAAGCAGAGUUCCCGAGGCCGCUUCCUGAAGAUAGCGGAGGUCUGGAUAGGAAGAGGCAGGCAGGAAAAUAUCAGGAAAAGCAAACUGACUCUUUCCUUGUCUGUGGCUGCUGAGCUGAAGGAUUAUCUGGGAGAUUUCAUAGAGCACUAUGCCCAUUUGGGCCUCAAAGGCAGCCAGAGUCAUAGACAUGAACACAGUAAUGGCAAAGAUCAAGAUUUGAGAAGGCGGCAACAGCAUCAUCUGCCUUCGCCUCCAGCAUCUGUUGAAUCCGAAGAGCAUCCUCACAGUGUCCUGAAAACUGAGUAUAUAGAAAGAGACAACAGGAAGUAUUAUCUAGACCUGAAGGAGAAUCAACGCGGGCGUUUCUUAAGGAUUAGACAAACCAUGAUUAGAGGACCAGGCAUGAUAGGUUAUUUUGGCCACAAUUUGGGACAGGAACAGACUAUUGUCCUUCCAGCCCAAGGGAUGAUUGAAUUCAGGGAUGCUUUGGUCCAGCUAAUUGAAGAAUAUGGGGAGGGAGAUAUAGAAGAACGAAGAGGUGGGGGUGAUGAACCCCUUGAGCUUCCAGAGGGGACUUCCUUCAGGGUGGACAACAAGCGGUUCUACUUUGAUGUGGGAUCUAACAGGUAUGGCAUUUUUUUGAAGGUAAGUGAGGUGAGACCACCUUACCGUAACACCAUCACUGUCCCGUAUAAAGCGUGGACAAGGUUUGGGGAAAACUUUAUCAAGUAUGAAGAAGAAAUGAGGAGAAUUUACAACAGCCAUAAAGAGAAAAGAAUGGAUGUCACAGGUGACAGUGGUGAAGAGCAAGAGGGUCUGGAAUAGAGUGCGUUUGAACUGGUCGUCAGGCAAAACAGAAAACCAUAAAUUGGCUAGAGGUAGUUUGAAUAUUUAGUAGUUUGAAGAAGUUGCCCCUCAUUUUUUGUAAGUCCUUUUCCUGUUGUUAGUAAUAACUCCAAUAUAUAAUACUUCUGAAGUCUGGUUAUGUUAAAUGACACCCAACACAUCUCUCUAAUUCCUAUGGGAAUAUCAGCCUCCCAAAUCUAAAUGAAUCAGCUGUUUCAAGUAUUGAAGACUAUGAAAGUAUGCAUAUCAGCACAAAAAUCUGACAUUCUGACCUUUAAAUAGUCUAGGUAAGGCUUGUGUUGCACUAGAACAUGAUACAAAAAAGCCAGACGUACCUUAUGCUGAAAAAUAUUGGUUUCUGCUUAUGACGGGUUUUCCAGAAUUGAAUAUUGUCCAUGCUGAGUUAAAAUCUGAAAAGCUUAACUACAGGUCAUUUACCACAAAAAUUGACUUUGUAUGCAUUUUAUCUACUUAUACGAGGAAAGGUAGACAUUUUAAAUCAGUGUUCACUAAUUACUGAAUUUUAAGCAAUGUUCUUUAUGGAUAAAAUCUCGAUAGCAGGUCAAGCCUUUAUAAGGGAUUGUCAAAGAGUGGAAUAUUAAUUUCUUAGCUUAAUAAUUCUGUGGUAACCAAAAAAUUCAAGUGCCACAGAAAAGUAAAGCAGUGUUUGAAUUGUGAUGGGUUAUCCCAAAUUAAUGAAAAUAAUCCAUUCUUCAUCUACAUAUUACAUCAUGUAAGGUUGAGGAUUUUUUAUGUGCUCUCAAAAUUUCAAAAACUAUUUUUAUAUUGUUGGUAGUUUGGGGGGGCUCUAGCAAGGAGCUGGGAAGUGGGCAUUUUGGUGGCUGAAUGAUUGUUGCAAGUGGGUUUCCAGGGUUUUCUCCCAAUUGUAUGAGUAACACAGGUAUGAUGUUAAAAGUAUGAGGAUAGCUUCUGGUUUCGUCCUUCUACUUUGAGGAAAAACCUUUGGGAAAGUUUGGUGCACCACUUAAUUGGUAUAAAAAUGCUUCUCUAAUUUCACACUUAUUGGUAGCGCAUUUACAAUGCAAUGGCUAAAGCUGUGUCAGCAUUUCCAUUACAAAUUAUUAUUUUUAUAGGUUUUAGUAUUCCAAGAUAAUAUCUAUGCCCCCACCUCCGUCACUCCUUCCCCACCAUGUUAAAGCUGGGGCCAUGAUCCUGCAAUUUGAUUCACGUGGGCAGACUGUUAGGCCUGCGUGAAGUCCCCUUGAAGACUAUGGAGCUACAACUUCCCACAGAUUGCUGCCUUGAAAUCCAAAUACUCUGCCUGGAGGGGAAAUGUGUAGCAUUAUCUGUUCAGGAGGGUUGAGUUAGAAAGGGGACAGAGAAUAUUCUAAAUGCUUUUGGAUCUCAAAGCAAAAACAGAUUUAUUUUUAUGAAGAAAUUUUUCAGCAUUUAGGGGCCAAUUCAUCUCCCACUGAAAUCAAUGGGAGUUGGAUUGGGCUAUAAAUCCCUUGCUUAGAGACUCCAUUUUGCCUACCUUUUUUAUGUGGUUUUUUUUUUUAAGUGCUACUGUAUAUCUACAGAAAUUUAUCACCACCCAAAUCAUGUUUUUUAAUGAAGUAGCUGAGUGUGCAUGAGAGCCAGCUAUCUUUUAAUCCGAACAGUAAAGUUUAAUCUGUUUAAACACACUUAUCUGCAACCCAAAAUUGUCCCCAGUCUUAAUUUUAAUCUGCCUGCACACUUGAAGGCCACACUAAAUUCAAACACCUUAUCAUGUCUUUGAUCUGAUAUACCAUUAGUAAUAUCAAGAAGGACUGUAUGUGGGGAUUAAGUGAAAAUCUGGCUUUUAGUUUGGGUGCUAAAAAUGAUCAAACUACAAAAAAAGCUUGCACCAAAGUCAGCAAAGAACUAUUAGGAACAUGUUACGCCUGUGACAGAAAAGAAAAAUGUAAAGAAGUUAAUUUCACUGUUUUAGGUGAUUCCCUUUAGAGCUAACAACCAGUUGGCCUAGUGUCAAAAAAAAUACCAUAAACUAAUCACUAAUGUAUUGAUUGCUGUUUCAGAUAUUUUCUAAUCCAAAGCAAAAUUUUCUUAUUUAGUCACUUGAAUUGCUAAUGGGCCAUUUGGGCCAUGACCAAGCAAUUGAAGGUUAUAACCUAAGUCCUAGGGCUAAUGGUUCCUAUUGGAUAGUGAAAUACUAAAAAAAAAAAAAAAGUAGUUUUAAGAAGUCACAAAUCAUACUGAAAUAACAAUUUAUACUAUUGUUGGCUUGAUAGCAGAAUAUUAGUGAAUGAUUCAUCAAUGCCUAAGUUACCAUCUCACUGAUUGCUGCUGCCCAUCACAGUGCCUAAAGUAGUGAUGAACUUGUCAAAACUUCCAGCAAUCUGGAACUAUGAAUGUAAGAACUUUUUAUACUCACUUCUCCCCUUGCACCUCAUCUUCUCAUGGAUUUUCCCCUCUACACUCAGCAUCUUCCAGUCUAAAAUAAUGUUUGUAUCACUCGAUAUAAAAAGCUCAUUCAUUGAAAUUGUUCCAACGUAAUAUGUGCAAUGCAGAUAAUCUUGCAUUCCAUGUGUUCUUUUGCUCUCAAUGGAGAAAAAUAUUUUAAUUGUGCAAGUAAUUAAUAAUUUUAAAAAAUACAUUUCCUUCACAGUUUUAAAAAACAAACCAGUGCAAAGUGGCAUUGUUAUUGCUAUCAAGUUGCCAUUUUGGAGAAUUAGAGCCAGACUACAUCUUAGCUAUUGAAAGUGCUCCAGUGAAGAUGUAGACCGGUAUCAGUUUGCAUCACUGCUUCAUAAUUAGGUUUCCUGUAUUUAUUAAUUGGCCUUCAGAAAUGCAUUGAUGUAUUGUAACUAUUACCCCAGGAAGUCAGUACCUGCUGGCUGCUGAACAAGCUCAAUUCUCAGCUCUGAUACACAGGUAAGUGUUGCCUUGUGUUUUGUAAAAUCAGCUAAUGCACUUACUCUCACACGGUGAUACGCACCUGAGUAUCUGGGACGACGCUUGAGCCAGCCAUCUACAGUUAAAACACUGACUACUAGUUUUCCAUAGAAAUGUAAAGCACUGAUUGCAAAUACUAUGAUCCAAGCAUAACACCAACAAACUCAAAAUGUAGCAAUGCAAACUUACAUUGGUUACAUUUGGAAACGGGUUCCUCAUUAUUUUUGGCAGUGUGUUCCCAGCUUUAGAGAGCAGCAGUAUGAUGCUGCUUAUGUGCAGAAGGGCCCAUUAUAACACAAAGGAAUAUUGAAUUCCCAGUGCAUUCUAAAUGGAUUGUCAUUCUUUAAGCCCUAAAACUGCCUGACCCUUAAACUUGAGAAAAACACAAGCUUGUUUGCACUAAAGAGCAUGGCCAAAAACAAUUCUAAGAGGACAGGGUGAAAAGCAUCAGUCUGAAUCUCUUGAAUUAAUAGGUUCUCAUGAGAGAAUUUUACAUUAAAGCCCUCACCUCUGUUUUAAAGCUGUGUGGUCCAGGCAGAAAGUCUGUCAGUUCUAUAAUUAAAUAAUAAUGCACUUUAUAUUUUGUAAAUAAUAGAAGCACAUUUCUGCUAUUAGUUUUGUAGGAUGUGCUUCAGUAAUAUAUAGCCUAAAUCUGUAAGGGGUGGUCUCCUGUAUGCACGUCUGUCAGAGCUCUGUUGUAAUCACUUGAUCCAGUUACAAUGGUAUGGUAGAGAAGGCAGGGGCUAUUAAAAAUCCUUUCAAAACCACAAGUCUGAUUUCCACCGCCCCCUCUUCCCCCCCCCCCGACGGUAGCAUCCACAAAUCCCAUUAACUUUAUAUGGGGUUGUGGGUGCUCAGCAUCUCUGAAAGAUCAGGCUCCAAACAUUUUGUGAUGAAUGUAUAGCUAUGUUUUGUACUCAUAAUCUUUAUAGAGCUGGGUUCAGUAACUCCAUCUCACUUAGCUUUCUGUGACACUUUGCUGUCACAGAAGCCCUCAUAAUCCCAGAAAUGUUGAUUUGGAGUAGUGGGGCGGAUUAGGUGGGCUUCUGUGGUAUUGAAACUAGCCAGUUUGUAUUGACUCCAGCCAUAGUGUGUAAACUUUCUUUCUUGUUAAAGUACAGAUAUAGUAUGUUGUUGGUUGUAAUAGUGCUAUGGGAGAGUUGGAAAGUUACCUGCACUAGAAUGGUAAGGUUCACCACCAUGGCACUAUGUAGGACAUCUCACCAACUGUGACCAAGUAGACUGUCAAAUUUCAUGAAAUACAGAGAACAUAGCAAACUUAAAAUAAAUUCUUGAUUAGGGACUUUCAGAAGCAGCAAUAUUUACUCCUGCACUAACAGAGUGGGGAAUCUAUUUUAAUGCAACAAAACUUGAAAUACACGUUUAAUAUAAAUAUCAAUGAUAUGUGUGUACUUUAUCCAGAAAGAAACUGUGCUUCAAUAUAUUAGCAAUCUGCUCUUUAUCAUAAGUGCUUCAUAUGUGUAUUUAAUACGUAUAAAUCCAAUACGUGUAUAUUGUAAAUCCACAGUAGCUCAAAGUGAAAUAAUAUAUUUAUCUGAAGUGCACAGUUUAAAGAUGGGACUUAAAAAUCAGUUUCUGCCUGGAACACAGUUUGGUUAAAUGUGUUAUUUCACUGAGAGCUGUUACAUAUAUUAUUUAUUGCACCCCUUUUAAGAUUUCUGCAUUUAAAUGUUUUGAUGUAUUAUUUAUUUGAAGUUUGGUGGAGAAGGGGAUGGUAUGUGACUCUCAGUAGAGCUGAAGGAAAAAUAGGAGAAAAAAAUAAAAACUUAUUUCAAGGUGUCUCAUGUGAAAUAAGUAGUCUUAGGCUUUACUGGCAGCUUUGUAUGCAGGUUUACUGUUAGCUGCCAUAGUGUUUCAAAUCUGUCUUUAAAUCCCCAAAUGCUCCAAAUCUUUAGGUAGGAUAAUUGUAAAAUCCCAAAUACGCUGCUAGAAGAGUUUAAAACAGGUUUGUUUGUGUAAAGGCUCAAACGAAAUUACCCAAACCAAUUUUAACGUACUUUUUCUGCUAAAUGUAUUUUAGUCAAAUGGCUGCGUCCUUUUUCUUCAGUGGCCUAUUAAAAUGACUUAAACUCUAUGGGGAGGAGAAUUAGGAGAACUGUUGCUUGCUUGACUGACAACCCUUUUAACCAAAAGUGUAGUAAUUUUGUGCAGUGGAAAUGCAUUUAUUUUGUGGUUUGGUUUUACUGUACAGUGUUUUCACCGUGUGGAAAAUGAGUUAGUAAGCAGGCUAUAGUCCCAUUGCAACUGUACAUACAUAUGUUUCCUGUAAAUACAAUAUAUACGAAAUCUACAAAAUAAGUCCUAAAAAACUAUCCAUCUUGUAUUUUAUUUUCUGUGCUAUUUCCUCUAAGGUGAAAAUAUUUUAAUCCUUCUGUGUCAUGGCUUUUAAAAAAUCACCUUGUCUUUUCUAUAUGCUUUUUAAUCAUUCAGAUCUGGAACAGUUUUCUUUAGUUAGGUGAGAAAUGAAAAAGUACACUACAUAUAAAAUGCCAGCCACAAACAACUUGAAGUAUUUUCUUAUAUACACAUGCUAUCAACAGAAAUCCUAGAAUUAAUUACAGCGAAGUAUUUAUGGAUCAAGUAUAUGUGUGCAUGUAUUUGUAAUAGUGUACAUGUCAAAUACAUGGAUAGGCAUAUUCACAAUUUUAAAUACAAAUGAAGUCCUAGUCCUGCAACUUUUGCUGAAGCUGACAUAAUCCCAGUGCAAAUAGUCACAUGACUAAAGAUUGCAGACUAGGGCCCAUCAAAUAAUUAUUUUUGAUAGUAGCUCUUUUGCCUUUAAGUUUUGUCCCAUAUCCUGAUUCCAUUGAGGCAGAUGGGAAUUUUACUAGUGACUUCAGUGGGAACAGGAUUGGACCAAUUUGUGAAUACCGUCUUUAUGAGCAGUUGGGUACUACAGUAUCAAAAAGUUGUGUUUGAAUUUGGAGACCUUAAUCUGCAGUUAUAGUUGUACUGUGUAUUCUCAAUUCCGCAAUGGAUAUAGCUAUUUUACAUUAUUGAUACUAUCUAAGGUAGUCUCAUUGUCCUUUUGCUUUCAUCUGGAGUCAUUAAAAUUUUAUUGUACUACUACAAAAAAUGAAAAGUAAGCAAGUAUGAUUAUUGGACAGUAGCAUAAGAUUUACUCAUUAGAUUUUUUUGUUUGUUUAGAGAACCAAAACCUACAUCUGACUACAAUUCUUGUAAAGAUUAUUGGUUUCUCUUUACAUGGCAAAUGCUUGCAGUUCAUUAUUAUGUUAGGAGUCUAUUAGCCCUAUUAAAUCCUAGUUUCUGGCUUUGUUUAUGGCAGAAUUUGUGGGGUUACAGAAUAAAAACAUCCAUGUUAGGAGAUAGGACAUUCCUGGAAUCAGGUAUUUUGAAAUAUUAAAAACAGGCUUUUAGCCCAGCUGUUUAAAAAAAAAAAAAAAUACUGUGGAAGCUCUAAAUGUUGGUGACAGCCUAUUAAAUGUUAUGGGAUUAACAGCUCUCUCUAUAACAAAGUGCUUUUCAUGAAAACCUUACCCCACCUGAGGUCUGUGUACCACCUGUAUUUAUGCGUGUAUAGGACAGUAGUAUUUUAAAAAUAUCAAGACCUAGCAAACUUUUAUCACUGGAGUUUAGGGUUGCUAAUUUUAGUUGGACAUAUUCCUGGAGGUUUCAUCACAUGACAUAAUGAGACUCCGGGACAAUCCUGGAGGGUUUACAGCCCUGCUGGAGUUCCAGUGUUUGUUAUCCUGAAGUUCCAUCUGUUGGGGUAACUUAAACACUUAACAAGUAAAAUUUUUGGUAAACUGCAAAAACUGUUAAAUUAAACAUAACGUAGCUGAAAGGGCAUGUUUCUGAUAGAGUUCCACUUAAUGAAAUGGUGGAGCUUCUGGAAUAGAAUAAAAUUUACACUCAGAAUGGUGGCACAACAGGAUCUCUGUAACGGAUUGAUUAAAAUAUCCAGCAAUAUAUGCACUCAGUGUUUGGGGUCAACCUUAAAUCCAUACAAAUACUUCUCAAGUUACAUUCUUAACACAUUCUGUUGAAGAGGAGCAGAGGAGGACAGGAACAGAAGCGGCCUGCAGGGGAAUAGGAGGGAUAGAAGCAGAAGGAUCAGUUACCACUAGACCACACUGUCUCUCAAACUUGGAAUUUGAACCCAGCAUUCUUCUAUCAUUAAAUAGUUAUGUAACCCAUUGCGAAGUGUGUGUCUCAUUCCCCUCUAAUGCUGUAGUCUGCAUAGAGGAUAACAGCCUACUGCUACUACCAGUUACUCCAUUAGCCCAAGUGGUGGAGGUCUGUGUGAUGGAUUUAAAAGUCCCAGCCCCGCUGCUGACCCAAGUUGGGGAGUCAAUAAGGUUCCAAAAGAUGGAAUUUGUUGGUUGUUUUUUAAAAAAUAUAGGCAAUUCCAUUUUUUUAAAGAUUUACAGUACAAGAAUGUUAAGAUUGCAAAGUCAAGUACUCAAAAGUUAAGAAAUGCCAGAAUUAAGGUUGCACAUGCUAGUUGGCACCCUUGUGUGUGUACAUUUUGAUACAUUCUUUUAAUUACAUGAUCAUUUGUUUCAGUAGGACCCUGCUUCAUUCAGUGCACAAGAUGGACGGUGAACAGGGAAUGAAUCGGUUUUGCAGUGAAGGAGAAUGUUGUCUGUAGGACCCCUGGCUCAUUUGUUGCAGAAGUUGGAAGAUGUGUAGUGGGCGAGGCAGAGGAUUUCAGGAAGAAAAAGGAUAGUCCUAUGGGUAAGGCAGCUGAAUGCUGCCCUGUAGAAUUGGUGUCUAUCCCUGCCUCUGCCAGAGAGUUCCUGUGCGAUUCUCUGUAAGUCACUUACACUGAACUUUUCACAGGUGGUCAUUAACCGUGUUCACCAUUCUCAGGGUGCCCACUGAGAGACACCUACGGCCUGAUUUGUGGAAGUUCUGAGCACAGUUGCAACUGAGGUCAAUGGGACCUGUAUUCUGAACAUAUAAAUUGCUAUAACAUUGUUACAUCUUCUGAAACAUUCAUAAGCGUCGCAAGUUAAAAGUAAUGACCACUUGACAGUUUUGGCUUUAUUCUGUCUGUGCCUCAGUUACCCAUUUGUAAAAUGGGGAAAAAAAUCUCUUACUACCUCACAGAGGUGUUGUGAAGAUAAAUUCAUUAAUGUUUGCAAAGCACUCAGAUACUACUGUGGUGAGUGACAGAAAAUUCCAAGAGGAAUUUAUUAAUUCCAUAUUCAUUGCAGGGUUAGAAUGUGUGUAAUAAAAUAGGCGUGGUGUCAUACAUGGAAUGAUGAGUAUAAAAACAAUAGCUGCCUCAUUCCCAGACACUCUGUGCACUGAAUGUGGAAGAGCUUCUUUGGGGAAAAAAAUAGUCUGAGAUUAUGAAUUAAAGACUGCAUUCACCUGAAUAUGCACAAGAGGGCUGAAUUAAGGUUGCACAGGCAACCUUAAUUCUGGUAUUUCCUACAUUUUGAGCACUUGACUGUUCAAUAUUAACGUUCUUUUAACUGCCAAUUUUUUUUCUGAGGAAUACAAACCACAGCCAGCAAAUGGUGCUUUUUAACAGUGUAGAUCUCUUAACAUAACUUAAUAGGACAAAGAAAAGGCACUUCUCUAGCCUAAGGGUAUUCUCUGGCUGAAUUUCAAAGACCUGCUGCAAACAAUGGAGGUGUGAGAACCUCUCAAAAAAGGUUACGAGAAUCUCUUAUAAUGGAAGGUGUUAGGCAAGCUAAUGAUAUGGGUCUAGCUCCCUUUAUUAUAAUGCACAAAAAAGGCUGUAGUUUUCCUAACUGUUGCUCCGCCCCAUGGUUUUCAGAUAUGAAGUAUUGAAUUUACCGUGCUGUCUUAUGGGUGUCAAAAUGUUUUCACUUAACCCCAUUUUUAACUAUUUGAAGCUCGUGCAGAUUGUGCCAGCAUUUGUGAGUUCAAGCUACAUUGCUGUAUUAUCUGUAUGCUCUCCUCCACAGAUAGUGGAAGUCUUGUGUUAAUCAGGAGUAUUUCGUUUGGUGAAAAAAUUUAUUCUUGUAAAUCAGCCUUUCCAAAUCCCACUAAUGGAGGGACCUGGCAAUGAUCUGACUGCAGAAAUAAUUUGGUUGGAUAAGUUGUAUUUUCAAGACAUCACAGAAUUCCUCCAGCAUAUAAAGGAAGGUAGAGGGUAAAUGUUUGUGUCAAUGCAAUUUCUAGGGAGAAUGUAAAGAUGUGUGAGGAUUUUUUUUUUUUAAUAUAGACCUCCUCAUGUAUGCCAAAACCUUCUAGAUUAUUCAGACUGGGGAGUAAACUAUAUAGUAAUUUAGUAAUCUGAAGGGCAGAAAAGGUUCAUACUUGGCCAAGAUGGUGGUUGCAACUCUGGAGUUUUCAGGUUUGGAAGAGGCUAAUACUGCUGUUGAAAGUAUUAGUCUGUUGUUUUCUUGUCUCAGCUGGUUAAUGUUGACAGACUUGCUUGCUGGCUAGAAGCUGCUUGCUUGUAGGUGUUAAAUCUUAGAGGUCCCAAGCUGUUGGAGUACUACCCUUUGGUGGCCAGGCCUGGGGAUGAAGAAAUCACAGGCUUUCUUGUCAAGAGUGGUGGCAUCACAUUGCCCAUAAUCUAGAAGCAACAGUUACACUUUUUUUCCAUCAUUUUUUAAGAUGGUGGCCUGGUUUGCUUCUCCCCACAUACCUACUCUUCGGGAAUUCAUUGGCAACUUGUAAUGGGGCACUUCCCCUCUCAUGUUACUGGCAUCAUCCAUUGGUUUUUGGUUAGAUCAGUUUUAUGAAGUGAAGAAUCUCCCCAUUUCAGUUACCUGUUGGCCUGGAAAUUCUGCAAGAUCAGUAGAGCUGCCAAUGUAUGGCCAAUCAGUCACUCGGCAGAGCCACAAACUCCGCCCUUGAAUCUGCACCAUUAAGGUUAUGGGGAGCUUUGCCAUUGAUUUCAAUAGGUGUAGGAGCCAAACCCAUUCUGAGAUACAGACAGACGGAGUCCAUUCACAUCAGCUGUUCUUGGUCAUGAGAUCCACCAAGAUUCUUUUUUAGUACCAUCUUGCAAAAAUAUAUUUACAAUUUUUCAAAAAUAACUAAAAAAUGCAAGGCUAGUAUAAAAGUUAAAACUGAAGCAUUCACUUCUGAGACCCCAGCUUGCAACUUCUCUAGUUUCACAGCUGCUGGUCGUAAGAGAAAAAAGUUCCCAAGCAGACAACAUUGGCUAAUUCAACUCUUCCACGUUCUGCUGGUCUGAUCUUACACUAUAGAAACAGCCUACAAAUAAACCCAUAAUCAUCCCAACUUAAUAAAAGCCUUGCUUUAAAACAAAGGGAAAAUGUUGGGGUCUUGGACCCUAAAUAUUCACAAUUUUAGGUUCAAUUUUUAUGUGGGUGCAAUAGGGCUGCACGCUGCGUGUUCAUGAUCUAUCUUACUAUAGUUUCAUUUUGCAGCAUGUUUCACGAGUAACCCAGAAUAGCCAGCAGUUGAUUGGAAAACAUGGUGGUGUGGGGGUGGUUAUGCCAAGCACACCCACUCUUUGUAACUACUUUGGGGGAAACACUGCCUUUAAUGACCUCUUUGGAGAUACUCUUUUCUGUGCAGAGCUUCAUAACAAUUUCAUCAAAUAACUUGCAUCUAACAAUUUUCUCUGCUUGCUGUAGAUUGACCUGUGCAUUUUUGUUGUUGUUGUUCCCUCAAGCAUACUCCUCUGUCUUUGAGCUGCUUGCAGUUAGGAAUGUGAUAUCUUGAUUGUCAGGAGCCUUAAAAAGGCAUCUAACAUUAAACCAAGGUUUUUGAUUGGGAGGAAAAAAAAAUUUCUGACAGACCAGCAAACAAUGACUUUUCUUUAAGAAUAUUGUUGUAGCUAAUUCAGCAUUUUCAAAGUGACCAUACUACAGGCUGAUCUGAUUGAAAAUUGGAAGCAAUAUACAUUGAACUCCUUGGAUGAAAUCCUGGCUUCCACAGAAGUUAAUGGAGUUUUGACAUAAGCUUCAGUGUGGCCAGGAUUUCACCCAUUAGCUUUCCAACUUUACAGUUGAGUCUCUGCUUCUUCCAAAAGUCUGCUUUAGGCAACUCUUGCUGGCAGCGGUGGCGCGAGGCACCAGCGCUCCAAGUCAGGCUACCUUCAGCGGCAUGCCUGUGGGAGGUCCGCCGGUCCUGCGGAUUCAGCGGCAGGUACGCCGAAGCCGCGGGACCGGCGGACCUCCCGCAGGCAUACCACCAAAUCCACGGGACCAGGAACCUCCCGCAGGCAUGCCGCCAACGGCAGCCUGACUGCUGCCCUCGCAGGGACUGGCAGUCAGGGUGGGGGGGCUUGGGGUGGCAAAAAAGCUAGAGCCGCCCCUGCUUGCUGGGUCUCAAGUGAUAUACUGUGUUAUGCUGCUUAUUCAAAAAGUGUGUGUAUUUGUGUGUGUGUUUAAUGUGUAACCCAGAAUAGCCAGCAGUUGAUUGGAAAACAUGGUGGCGUGCGGGUGGUUAUGCCAAGCACACCCACUCUUUGUAACUACUUUGGGGGAAACACUGCCUUUAAUGACCUCUUUGGAGAUACUCUUUUCUGUGCAGAGCUUCAUACAAUUUCAUCUCCAAUAACUUGCAUCUAAGGCUCCUGACAAUCAAGUGCCCAUCCAAUGAGGUGAGGAAUUUUUUUUAUUUGAAUUGUGGGGGUGAUUUUUGUUUUGUUUUUUUUUUGGUGGGGUUGUAAUUCAACCUCCCAGAAAAUCUAACUGUGUUGAAAAGCUGAUUGGAUUCUCCUCAGUCAAAUUUUCAUCCAGUCUGUGUAAAGCAAGGUAAUGUGAUAAUGUAAUGCAGA
Molecule: messenger RNA, 12878 nt
Organism: Chrysemys picta bellii (western painted turtle)
Lineage: Eukaryota; Metazoa; Chordata; Testudines; Emydidae
Gene: PURG
Product: purine rich element binding protein G
Biological process (GO): regulation of transcription by RNA polymerase II
Cellular component (GO): nucleus
Molecular function (GO): DNA-binding transcription factor activity, RNA polymerase II-specific; RNA polymerase II transcription regulatory region sequence-specific DNA binding; purine-rich negative regulatory element binding
Source: RefSeq, a predicted model, not a curated record